AUGUGGUCUUUCUUUAGCCGAGAUCCCACCAAAGACUUUAAUUAUGACAUUGGGGAACCAGUGCCGGGAUUAGAAGGCAAAAGUAUUUGGACCCUCCACAAUGGGAAGAAAAGGGGAACUGGUGAAGCUGUCAGUAUUUUUAUGUUUGAUGUGAAAGCAGCAUCUGAAUCUCAGCUGACUGUAGCUAAAGGAGCUUUUAAGAGAAUCAAAACACUUCGACACCCAAACUUUCUCACAUUCUUAGAUGGCUUAGAGACUGAUAAAGUGUUAUAUGUAGUAACAGAGUGGGUUACACCAUUAGAAACAUAUUUACAGAAUGAUGAUGGAGAUAGUAAAAAUGGGCUGGCCAUUUCCUGGGGUCUUCAUCAAAUAAUAAAAGGAUUGUCAUUUUUAGUGAAUGAUUGUCACUUGAUCCAUAAUAAUGUUUGUUUGUCAUCAGUAUUUGUUGAUAGGGCUGGGGAAUGGAAACUAGGGGGAGUAGAGUACAUGUAUUCUACCCAGGGACCAGAUUCUUACCCCCCAGUUAAAAUAUUCCCAGCUUUAGAAAGAUAUGAUCCUCCUGAAAAAUCUGAAGCUAGAUCAAAACCUAAAGGUGCAGUUUGGUCUAGUGAUAUGUGGGGUUUAGGAUGUUUGAUUUGGGAGGCUUUUAAUGGAACUUUACCUAAAACAUCUUCUCUCAAAACAUUAGGAAAGAUACCUAAAAGCCUUGUACCAUGUUAUUGUGAAUUAGUAGGAGCAAAUCCUAAAACUCGUCCAAAUCCAGCUAAAAUGAUAGAAAACUGUCGAAAACCUGGUGGUUUUAUGAAGAAUCAGUUUGUUGAAAGUAUGUUAUUUUUAGAAGAAAUCCAGAUAAAAGACAGCUCUGAAAAGACUAAGUUUUUUACAAGUUUGACAUCAUCUAUUGACACCUUUCCCCCUAUGUUCUGUAAAUAUAAAAUCUUACCACAACUACUCAAUGCUUUUGAAUAUAGUAAUGCUGGAUCAUCUGUGCUCACACCACUGUUUAAGUUAGGUAAAAUGUUGGAUACAGAUGAAUACCAGAAGAAAAUCGUCCCAUGUGUUAUAAAGUUAUUUUCUGUACCAGACAGAUCUACUAGAGUUAAACUACUACAACAGGUUGAAUUGUUUGUAGAACAUCUUAGUACUGAUAUAGUUAAUAAUCAGAUCUAUCCUAAUAUAGCUACAGGUUUUAUGGACACUGUACCAAUGGUUAGAGAAUGUACCAUUAAGGCUAUGUUACAUCUAGCUAGUAAGUUAAACUAUAAAAAUUUAAAUGAAGAAUUGAUGAAACAGUUCGCUAGAUUACAGUCUAAGGAUGAUCAGGGUGGUAUAAGAACUAACACUACAGUAUGUUUAGGUAAAAUAGCCAUGUAUCUCAACCCAUCAAUAAGACAGAAGAUAUUGUGUUCAGCGUUUUUACGAGCGUUAAAAGAUCCAUUUCCUCCACAACGACAAGCUGGUAUACUAGCUAUGGCUGCUACCCAGAAUUUUUAUAAUUUAUCAGAGAUAGCUCAGAGAUUGUUACCUGCACUUUGUAGCAUGACUAUGGAUCCAGAGAAAGGUGUCAGAGAUCAGAGUUUUAAAGCUAUUAAGGGUUUCCUUGCCAAGUUAGAAAAAGUUUCUGAAAAUCCUGAAUUGUUGGAAGAAAUUGAACGAGAAGUGUUAACUGGGGGUAGUAACAAUAGUUCUGGUGGUUGGGCUGGCUGGGCGGUUACAGGCAUGACCUCAUUGACCUCUAAAAUAUACAGUAAAACUAAAGCUGGUAAUACUUCAGGUAAGAACUUGUCUUCUCCGAGGUCACGACAGGGUACACCAGUUAGAAAGACAACACCACCCAGGCAAACAGAAAGAAAGACAACUCCUCCCAAGACAGCUGUUUCUUCUAGUCAAUUUACUACAGAUAAUUGGAGUCAAAAUGAUAGUGGGUGGGGUGAUGGUGAUAAUUGGACUGAUGACAGCUGGGUCUCAGGAGGUACAUCUACAGACGAAGCAAAGAGGUUGCGCGAAGAAAAAAAGAAGCAGCGUCAACAAGAGCUACAAGAAAAACGUGAGGCAAGAAAAGGUGCAAUGAAACUAGGUGCAAAGAAAAUGCCUCAAUCCUAGCAAUAACUUAUAUUAUUUAUUUAUCAUUUGUUGAUUUUUCAUUAUCCAUUGUUUGCCAAAUUCGUAUCAGAGCUUUGUUCACUUCUAAUAAUAAUUUCUGUUUAGGGUAAAAAGUAUCUCCCCUUUGCUGCUUUGAUUAAAUCAUGGUCUGAAGGUUUUUUUUUUUAAAUGGCACUAAUUCCUUCUGAAAAUUGAUUUCACUGUUGAAGUUAUUGAUGAUCUUCUUUCAUCUUUUUCUGUACUCCACUUUUCUUUCUCUUUUUUUAAAUCCUCCAAAAUAUCACUUACCCCUCUAUUCAAGAUCCUUUGAUCCAUUCACCCCAAUAAAAGUGUAUCUCUCCCUGAAAAACUUUGACCCUCUUCUUCUUCUGAAGUGUCCUUAACAUUGCCACUUUAU
Molecule: messenger RNA, 2500 nt
Organism: Lottia gigantea (owl limpet)
Lineage: Eukaryota; Metazoa; Mollusca; Gastropoda; Lottiidae
Exons: 17
Coding region: 1-2103 (700 amino acids)
Biological process (GO): protein phosphorylation
Molecular function (GO): protein kinase activity; ATP binding
Source: RefSeq, a predicted model, not a curated record